Larimichthys crocea (large yellow croaker) is the source of this 1687-nucleotide messenger RNA. RefSeq names its product prostacyclin synthase. The record is from RefSeq and is a predicted model, not a curated record. The transcript has 10 exons. NCBI's taxonomy places the organism in Eukaryota, Metazoa, Chordata, Actinopteri, Sciaenidae. Gene Ontology annotation, molecular function: iron ion binding; prostaglandin-I synthase activity; oxidoreductase activity, acting on paired donors, with incorporation or reduction of molecular oxygen. Gene Ontology annotation, biological process: prostaglandin biosynthetic process. Bases 75 to 1517 code for a protein of 480 amino acids.
GGCACCGUAUAAAACGUGACAAGUGAGGUUACUGCAUUCACUCUGAGAGGCGGAGAAACGUAAACACACGCGAGAUGAUCUGGACCAUUUUUCUGCUCGUCCAAGCUGUCCUGCUUUAUUUUCUCCUCACAGACAGAACGAGAUCCAAAACUGAUCCACCUCUGGACAAAGGAGUGAUCCCGUGGUUGGGCCAUGCUCUUGAGUUUGGAAAAGAUGCUUCCAAGUUCUUGAAUCGGAUGAAGCAGAAACAUGGAGACAUUUUCACCGUGCGUGCUGCUGGGCGUUACGUGACAGUGUUGCUGGAUCCACACUCAUACGACACGGUCAUCAACGAUUCGGACUCCCUGGACUUCACUCGCUAUGCGCAGGUGCUCAUGGAGAGGAUCUUCAACCUGCAGCUCCCACAUCACCAGCCAGCCAAAGCAAAAGCAAUGAUGAAAAAACAUUUCUUGGGAAUGAAUUUGGGCACCCUCAACAACACCUCAAGCCGACACCUGCGAGCCUUGCUGAAAGCUGAGAUGCCUCAGAACCAGAAAGACUGGAAAGAGGAGGGACUUUUCAACCUCUCUUACAGCUUACUUUUCAAGGCGGGGUACCUGACGCUGUUUGGCGGAGAGCAGAACAACAACGGCACGGAUCCUUCAAGUGUCUAUGAGGAGUACAAGAAGUUUGAUGGCCUCUUAACCAAACUGGCGAGAGGCACACUGAAGCCAGAGGAAAAGAGGACAGCCCAGAGUGUUCGACAGAGGCUAUGGGAGCUUUUGGCUCCAGCGGGUCUGACUGAGGACUCAGGUUCAAGCCCUUGGCUUCACGCCUACAGACAGCUCCUGCAAGAGGAGGGGGCCGACGAGGAGACGCAGAAGAAAGCCGUACUUAUGCAACUCUGGGCCUCGCAGGGUAACGUUGGUCCCGCUGCAUUUUGGCUGUUGGGCUACUUGUUGACAAAUCCUGAGGCUCUGGCAGCAGUGAAGAGGGAGAUGGAAACCUUGGAGACCUCUCUGCUGGACGGACCCGUGAACACCCCUGUGUUUGAUAGUGCCUUGGAUGAGACACUCAGACUCACUGCUGCCCCCUUCAUCACCAGGGAGGUAGUGCAGGAAAAGACCCUCCACAUGGCAAAUGGCCAAGAGUACCUGCUAAGGAAAGGAGACAGAGUGUGUUUGUUCCCCUUCAACAGCCCUCAAAUGGACCCUGAGAUUUACCAAGAGCCGCAGAAAUUCAAGUAUGAUCGCUUCCUGAAUGAUGAUGGAUCAGUGAAGAGAGACUUUUAUAAAGCAGGGAGGCGGCUGAAAUAUUACACCAUGCCAUGGGGAGCUGGGACCAAUGGCUGUGUGGGAAAGCAGUUUGCCAUCAAUACCAUCAGACAGUUUGUUUACAUGUUGUUGACUAACUGUGAUUUGGAGCUGUGUGACCCAAAUGCUCCAAUGCCGGAGGUAAAUGCCAGUCGAUAUGGAUUUGGGAUGCUACAACCAGAGGGAGACUUGCUUGUCCGAUAUAAACCUAAGAGUACACUCUAAAAAGAGUGUACCAUCCAUAUGUUUUAUGCACAUUUCAGCACAUGCACAUUGUUCAUAGUGUCAAUAUUCUCUUUGUACUUUUGUAUUCUAUAUUUAUGUACCUGUAUUUAUAUCAUGUAGCUUAUAAUUAUUUGGUUAUUUAUCAAUAAAUGUAAAUAAUGCAUCGUGUA